Microplitis mediator is the source of this 782-nucleotide messenger RNA. RefSeq lists its product as uncharacterized. The transcript has 3 exons. The coding region runs from base 170 to 694 and encodes 174 amino acids. Gene Ontology annotation, biological process: removal of superoxide radicals. The record is from RefSeq and is a predicted model, not a curated record. Lineage: Eukaryota; Metazoa; Arthropoda; Insecta; Hymenoptera; Braconidae. Gene Ontology annotation, molecular function: copper ion binding; superoxide dismutase activity.
GCGUCUUACAUAUUUUUACGUUAUCUCGAGCACAAAUAUAAGAUAUAUCUGUAUAUAUAUUUUCAUCUUUUAUCUCAAAUUUGGUAUAUAAAUACAGCUUGCGAGCUAUCAGUCGAUAUCCAGUAGAAUCGUGAGUACAAGCGGUUUUAAAAAAAAAUAAAUCCAGAAAAUGAAAUCAAUCGUUUUAUUACUGGCAUUUGCCGGUGUCGCAGUUAGUAAAGAUAUUUUUGCAGCUGUAAAGGUAAUCUCAGACAACCCUACUGUCCAUGUCAAUGGAGUCCUUAGACUUGAACAAAGGGGUUAUGGGCCCGUAAGGUUGACUGGAACAAUUACUGGACUCACUCCGGGAAAACAUGGGUUCCAUGUUCAUGAGACAGGAAAUAUUACCUAUGGUUGCAUGAGCGCUGGUGGACACUACAAUCCUACAAAUCGAAGACAUGGAGCACCAACAGAUUUUGAAAGACAUGUUGGGGAUCUUGGAAAUAUUGUAGCUAACGCUUAUGGUGUUGCUAAAAUAUAUAUUGUUGAUAGAGUGAUUUCUCUAACUGGACCAUAUAGUAUCCUUGGACGUGCUAUUGUUGUUCAUUCGGGUGAAGAUGAUCUCGGCAGAGGAGGAAACGAGGGAUCAUUAAUAAACGGAAAUUCUGGAAAACCUGUAGGCUGUGGAGUUAUUGGAAUUGCAGCAGGCCCUUAAGCAAAAAAAUCAUUUACAAAAAUUAUUUUUCGUAAAAUUUUUGUGGAAUGAAAUCCCAUUGAUAAAUAAAUCUAUCAAUCAACAAAUA